This is a messenger RNA of Caenorhabditis elegans, 1309 nucleotides long. RefSeq names its product Peptidase S1 domain-containing protein (gene R01H2.2). The record is from RefSeq and is marked reviewed. NCBI's taxonomy places the organism in Eukaryota, Metazoa, Nematoda, Chromadorea, Rhabditida, Rhabditidae. Bases 38 to 1279 code for a protein of 413 amino acids. The transcript has 7 exons.
CAGUUCUUACUUUUCCGAGUUCACUGGAUUUCUGAAAAUGACGUUUCUAUCAUUAACAUACAUAUUCGUCAUAAUCAAUAUCGGGCUUGUAGUUGGUCUAAAUUUUACUGAUGCGGAGGUCGCUAAUCUUAGAGCCAGUUGCAAAAAUAAAACUCUGCCACCAAACAAUCAGCAAAAUGGACACACAGGAGUUUCACUGCAUGGGCAAAACGAAAGCUAUCAAUGGCUGGUGAGGGUUCGGUUGAAAGAUGGUACAGAGGGUAAAGAUUUAUACGAUUCUGGAGGAAGUUUCAUUUCAACGAGGCACGUCAUGGCUAAUUCUCAGUCCAUUUCGACGGGUAAAAAAAAGUGGGCUUUGAACGGUGCAGAUAUCGGUUCAUCAUGUAAUAAUGAUCCUGUUAUGGGAUCUCUUGGUAUUGAAGAAGUACCUUCUGAUGUCGUUGAUAAAAUGGAAGUGGUUAUUGAAAAGUGUCAAAAUAGCCGUACACGAAAUGUGACUAGUGCUUACGUGUUCAAUAUUUGUGCCAAUGCACAUAGUAAAUAUAAGUCUCAUUAUGCCCCGAUGCUCGUUGAAAUAGAAGGUGAACCAAAUGAGGAAUACGCAUGUCUUGCUGACACAUCUACUAUAUACAAAGAAGGUGAUAAAGUGCACAUGUAUGGGAUUGAAUACGAGAACAAUGCACGGUCAGAAAGUGAAUGGAAACACAGGAAUGAUCCGAUAGAAGAUUUCUACUCCGAAUGGAUCAGAACACUGAAACAAGGAUCGGAUAGGCCCCUUGCAAAAGGUGAUCGUGGCGGGCCACUUGUAACAGAUGAUGGAGUUCUAAUUGGAUUUGGAUCAACAUUUGCCCUUGCUGACAACGCUGAGAAUCAUUAUUUCUUUGAUAUCAAAUAUCUCAGUUCCGAAAUCUGCUAUUUGACAAAUAUUUGUGACAUAUAUUCUCCAUCUACAACUACAACACCCACAACUACGACACCUACAACUACAACACCUACAACUACAACAAAAAUCACUGCUUCCACAUCCAAGCCACCAGCAUUGAAUGAGACUGUUUCUACAAUCACAUUAAAAAGUGUUGUUCGUCCAACUACACCGAUUACUUAUUUGAAUCUCGAGGAACAUGAGGAACUCGACAAGGAAAAUGAUAAGGAGAAUGACAAUAUAGAUGUUGACACCGACUUGUAUCUCAGUGCAGAUUUUUUGAACAAUUCCCCUCGCGAGGCAGUAAGCAUUAUUAUCGCAAUUGUCGGUAUUUUAACUCUAUUAAACAUCCUCUGAUUCUAUUUGGCAAAUAAAAUAAUUGGAAGU